Messenger RNA from Aureobasidium pullulans EXF-150, 1554 nucleotides. RefSeq names its product sugar porter family MFS transporter. NCBI's taxonomy places the organism in Eukaryota, Fungi, Ascomycota, Dothideomycetes, Dothideales, Saccotheciaceae. The record is from RefSeq and is a predicted model, not a curated record. Gene Ontology annotation, molecular function: carbohydrate:proton symporter activity. The coding region runs from base 1 to 1554 and encodes 517 amino acids. Gene Ontology annotation, biological process: transmembrane transport; carbohydrate transport. Gene Ontology annotation, cellular component: membrane. The transcript has 4 exons.
AUGACGCUGUCGCAGGGGAUCAAGACCUAUCCCAAAGCCAUCGGCUGGUCCGUACUGCUGUCUACAUGUAUCAUCAUGGAAGGGUUCGAUAUUGUGCUCAUCAAUUCUCUCAUGGCACUUCCUGCUUUCCAGAGGCGUUUUGGAGAGCCUUCGCCUGAUGGCGGAUACCAAAUCAGUGCUGCAUGGCAAUCCGGCUUGUCCAAUGGAGCUUUGGUUGGCGAAGUUAUCGGUCUACUCUUCAUCGGAUACAUCGUCGAGCGUGUCGGGUAUAAGAAAACCAUGAUUGGCUCGCUCAUCGCUCUUACUGGUUUCAUAUUCAUCGUCUUUUUCGCACAAAGUCUACCGAUGCUUCUUGUCGGCGAAAUUCUCAUGGGCAUCCCCUGGGGCGCAUUCCAAACCUUGACGACAACAUACGCUGCCGAAGUAUGCCCUGUCAGUCUCCGUGCCUAUCUCACGACCUACGUCAAUUUGUGUUGGGUCAUCGGUCAAUUCCUAUCUUCGGCAGUGCUCAAGUCUGUUGCCAACAAGACCGGACCGAUCGGCUACAAACUUCCCUACGGUCUACAAUGGAUCUGGCCACUGCCUUUGAUCAUUGGCAUCGCACUGGCACCAGAGUCUCCGUGGUGGCUCGUCCGCAAAGGACGUCCUGACGAGGCGAAGAAGCAGGUCCUCCGACUGACUUCUCGCAAUCAGACAGACUCUGGCUUCAAUGUCGAUGAAACAGUAAAUAUGAUGAUCUACACCGAUGAACUCGAGAAAGCACAUACAACUGGUACCAGUUACUGGGACUGCUUCAGGGGCACAGAUCGCCGCCGCACCGAGAUCGUGUGCAUGGUUUGGGCUGUCCAGACGCUGUGCGGUGCAUCCUCGUUCACAGGAUAUUCGACCUACUUCUUUGAACAAGCUGGUCUUGACGUCUCAUCUGCAUUUUCUAUGUCUCUCGGCCAGUACGGUCUCGGUGCUGUCGGCACUAUCCUUUCGUGGUUGUUGAUGCUCAAAUUCGGGCGUCGCACGCUCUACCUCUGGGGCCAGAUCGCCAUGGCUUUCAUACUUAUGGUCGUUGGCUUCCUUGGUAUCGCACCAGCAUCCGCAGCAGGUGCACACUGGGGUAUCGGAGCUUUGAUCUUGAUCUACACCUUUAUCUACGACAUGACGGUAGGGCCAGUCUGCUACUCUCUAGUCGCCGAAAUCCCUUCCACUCGCCUGAGAAACAAAACAGUCGUUCUUGCCCGUAAUCUCUACAACAUCACAGGUGUCGUCGCCAAUGUCCUCACACCUCACAUGCUCAAUCCGGACGCAUGGAACUGGGGUGCGAAGGCUGGCUUCUUCUGGGCUGGCACUGGAGCUCUAUGCGCCGUGUGGACAUAUUUCCGAGUGCCAGAGCCCAAGGGUCGCACCUAUGCUGAGAUGGACAUGCUAUUCGACGCCCACACAUCCGCUCGCAAGUUCAAGGAGACGAGCGUCGAGUCCUUUGGCUCGAUGACAAAGCUAGAGAAUGACAAAGUCAUGAGCGAGAAAUCCACAUCGGACCAUGUGGAAGAAGUCGGAUGCUGA